AUGGAUUUUGGGUGUAAUUUUCGACAGCCAAAUGUGUUCCAUGGUGGUGAAGGCACGGGUUAUAGAGCGUUGGGUAGAUUAAGUUUGUAUUCGGGUUUUAAUUAUAAAGAUGUUCACUGUAAAAGAUUUCUUGGCAAUCCGAGGCUUUUAUUGAGAGCAUGCCCAGCAAAGAAGUUGAAAAAACUCCCUGCAUACAGUGGUAGUGUCAUCAAGUCCAUAGUUUCUAAAGGUGAAUUACAUAGUCAUUUGUGGUGUCAUAAUGUUUUCAAUUCUUCGGUCCAUAAUUUUGGGUGUACAAUUGAGACAUCAAGGGGCGUAGUUCAAUCACGAUGUCAGGGUAAUGAUUCGGUUGCAUAUAUUGAUGGUAAUGGUCGAAAGGUAGAAUUUGAAGAAAGUCCUAGUGAAGAGAGCUCAAGGGUGGGAAGUCAUGGCAGUGCAGAGUCGAAUGGUUUGCAAGAACAAUUGGAGGAAGAAGAUCAAGAAGUACAGGUGCGUGGUGUGGAUGAGUUGAGAGAGUUGUUGCAGAAGGCACUUAAGGAGUUGGAGAUUGCGAAGCUUAACAGUACCGUGUUUGAAGAAAAGGCUCAGAGAAUAUCAGAAGCUGCUAUAGCGUUAAAGGAUGAAGCAACAAAUGCUUGGAAUGAUGUUAAUUCUACCCUUAAUACUAUUCAAGAAGUUGUAAAUGAAGGGGCUGUUGCUAAAGAAGCUGUCCAGAAAGCAACAAUGACCCUUUCUUUGGCUGAGGCGAGGCUUCAGGUUGCACUGAAUUCAUUAACAUCUGCAAAAGAAACAGGGGUUUCACCAGAUGCUUGUGGAGAGAGUGAUUCAAAUUAUGAAUUGAGGGGAGAGAGGGAAGUGCUCUUGGUUGCUCAGGAUGAUAUCAGAGAGUUCCAGGAUCAUCUGGCAAAUUGUGAGACAGAGCUGAGACGGUUGCAAUGCAAAAAAGAAGAGUUGCAGAAGGAAGUGGACAGGCUGAAUGAGAUUGCAGAGCAAGCAGAAUUGAAUGCUCUGAAAGCUGAGGAGGAUGUUGCAAAUAUAAUGCUUCUAGCAGAGCAAGCUGUUGCUUUCGAGCUUGAGGCUACACAGCGCGUGAAUGAUGCAGAGAUUGCCUUGCAUAAAGUAGAGAAAAAUAUCUGUAUUUCCCAUGCAGAUACGCCAGAAAGUCCAAUGUCCCCAAAGGGAUCAUCGUCCCAUGGACAAGUAUUGAGUGAUGGGGCAAUCGUUGACGAGGAGCAAACGAGUCGAGGAACUUCAGGUGAUGUCAUUGCUGAAAGAGAUAAAGAUAUGCCAAUUGAUGUUGCUUCUUUGGUUGGGGAUGCUCUACCAGAUAACCGAGAGAAUGGGAAAUUAACUCUAGACUCACCAAAAGACACUGAAUUAGAUGCAGAGAAGUCAAAGAAUGUCCAACCUAAGAAGCAGGAAAUACAGAAGGAUUUGACUAGGGACAGCUCGCUGUUCAAUGCACCAAAAGCAUUAUUGAACAAGUCAUCCCGUUUCUUUUCUGCAUCAUUCUUCUCUUUUACAGUAGAUGGGACUGAGUUCACACCGGCUUCAGCUUUCCAUACUCUUGUAGAGUCUGCAAGUAAGCAAUUGCCUAAGCUGGUGGUUGGUUCAUUGCUUGUCGGAGCAGGGAUUGCUUUUUAUGCCAACCGGAAAGAUACAAUUAAUCAGCUGUUUCAACAGCCAGACAUUAUCACUACCAGUAUUGAUGAAGUUUCUUCAAACACAAAGCCUCUGGUCAGACAAAUAAGGAAAUUGCCCAAGAGAAUAAAAACAUUUAUGGAAAUGCUUCCUCAUCAGGAGGUAAAUGAGGAAGAAGCUUCUCUAUUUGACAUGUUGUGGUUAUUGCUUGCAAGUGUAAUAUUUGUUCCUAUAUUCCAGAAAAUCCCUGGAGGUAGUCCCGUUCUUGGGUAUCUUGCUGCUGGCAUCUUAAUUGGACCUUAUGGGCUCUCCAUUAUUCGUCAUGUACAUGUGACAAAGGCAAUUGCUGAAUUUGGAGUUGUGUUCUUGCUGUUCAAUAUUGGACUUGAGCUUUCUGUUGAAAGAUUAAGUUCCAUGAAGAAAUAUGUUUUUGGUUUGGGCUCAGCACAGGUCUUGGUGACAGCAGUGGUGGUUGGCUUGGUUGCUCAUUUUGUUACUGGGCAGCCAGGUCCAGCUGCAAUUGUCAUCGGGAAUGGCCUGGCAUUAUCUUCAACUGCUGUUGUCCUUCAGGUAUUGCAGGAACGAGGUGAGAGCACAUCUCGUCAUGGGCGAGCUACCUUUUCUGUAUUACUUUUCCAGGAUUUGGCUGUUGUAGUUUUGCUAAUACUCAUACCUCUUAUUUCACCAAAUUCAUCCAAAGGAGGGGUUGGUUUCCAAGCAAUUGCUGAAGCACUUGGAUUGGCUGCUGUGAAGGCAAUUGUUGCUAUUACGGCCAUAAUUGCUGGAGGGCGCCUGCUGCUUCGGCCAAUUUAUAAGCAAAUUGCAGAGAAUCAAAAUGCAGAAAUAUUCUCAGCAAAUACACUCCUCGUCAUUCUCGGGACUAGUCUCCUUACUGCCAGGGCUGGCCUUUCCAUGGCGCUGGGAGCAUUUUUGGCUGGUUUGCUUCUUGCAGAAACCGAGUUUUCAUUGCAGGUUGAAUCGGAUAUUGCUCCUUAUCGUGGCCUUCUAUUGGGUGUCUUCUUUAUGACGGUUGGAAUGUCCAUCAAUCCAAAACUCUUUGUCUCAAAUUUUUCAGUUGUUAUGGGGACGUUAGGACUUCUAAUUGUUGGCAAGGCCAUGUUGGUUGUGUUAGUUGGUAGACUUUUUGGUAUUUCAGUAUUUUCUGCAAUAAGAGUUGGUCUUCUUCUUGCUCCUGGUGGAGAAUUCGCAUUUGUGGCUUUUGGUGAAGCUGUUAAUCAGGGUAUAAUGUCUUCCCAGCUGUCAUCUUUGCUGUUUCUUGUGGUGGGGAUUUCGAUGGCCCUCACACCAUGGUUAGCUGCUGGAGGCCAAUUAAUAGCCUCUCGUUUUGAGCAGCAUGAUGUGCGAAGUUUAUUACCUGUAGAGAGUGAGACAGAUGAUUUGCAAGACCACAUUAUUAUCUGUGGAUUUGGACGUGUUGGCCAGAUCAUUGCCCAGCUUCUUUCUGAACGCCUAAUUCCCUUUGUUGCUCUAGAUGUGAGGAGCGAUCGGGUAGCAGUUGGUCGUGCACUUGACCUUCCUGUUUAUUUUGGAGAUGCUGGUAGCAGGGAGGUACUCCAUAAAAUUGGUGCUGAAAGAGCAUGUGCUGCAGCAGUAACUUUAGAUUCUCCUGGUGCAAAUUAUAGAACUGUCUGGGCUUUGAGCAAGCACUUCCCCAAUGUGAAAACUUUUGUACGCGCUCAUGAUGUCGAUCAUGGUCUGAAUCUGGAAAAGGCUGGGGCAACAGCGGUCGUCCCAGAGACCUUGGAACCAAGUCUACAGCUAGCAACGGCUGUUCUUGCACAAACCAAACUGCCAAUGUCAGAGAUAGCAGCGACAAUUAAUGAGUUUAGGUCUCGCCAUCUCUCUGAACUCACAGAGCUAUGUGAAGCCCGCGGAAGUUCUCUUGGUUAUGGAUAUUCUCGGAUCAUGAGCAAACCCAAAUCCCAACCCUCAGAUUUGUUGGACGAGAACCAAGUUUCCGAGGGAACACUGGCAAUAUAACUCAUCAACCCAGAUAAGCCGAGACGAUUUCUUUCCGAGAAAACAGAAAAAGAACAGAAGAACAGGAUUCAUGACCAAAAGUGGUUAGCUGUCCCAUUGGUAUAAAUUGUACAGAAAUGUAGCUACAGAAGUGACAAUAGAUAAGCACCUCACUGAUUAAUCACACAUUUUUUUGUUUGAUUAAUUUUGGUAGACCCGUUUCGUGUAAAAUGUCUAAAAGGUGAGUCUUUGUUUGUCACAAGAUGUUCCCAAAUCCUCUAGGUUUACACCAGGAACCCCGUCUCCACUGUGCCGUGUUACUCGUGCUCGUGCUAUUUAACUGGUGCUGUGAAUGCUGCUGAGAGAAACCUUUGAUGACUGAAUAUGUCUAAGGAUUGUAGUUCAACAAAGAAGAAUGAAAUUACCCGCACAAGUUGGUUCAGUGAUUGAAUAAGGAUAGAGACGCCUGGAUUUAACUGUGUAAAUAUGAGACUUGCAUUGCAGCG
Messenger RNA from Ilex paraguariensis (yerba mate), 4127 nucleotides. The record is from the annotation of a GenBank genome assembly. NCBI's taxonomy places the organism in Eukaryota, Viridiplantae, Streptophyta, Magnoliopsida, Aquifoliales, Aquifoliaceae.